UUUUCUUUCUUCGCUCUUUCCCGCGGUCCCCCAAACUCGGAGCUCCUCGGCUCCACCGGUCUGGAGGUAGAGAAGUAGCCAGUGGGAGGAAAAGAGACAUCCACUACCCGUUUCCUCGAAAUUGGCUUACCCGGCUCUGCUUUUGACUUUGCCUUAGCAACGUCUUUAAGACAAAGUAAGAUCUGGGGGCAAAACAGGGAGGAAUGUUGGAAGCGCCUUUGGAUUCUUUCCUUGUGGACUUGAACGCUUUCAGUCCCUGCCCCGGGUGCACAUUCUCCCGCCCUUGUUUGCACUUCGCAGGCCGGGGCCUGGGUGGUGAUGGUGGCCGCGUGAAGUUGCCGAGACCGACAGAUACGGGAGAGGUCGCACGGCCUCUGGUACGAGGAGGGAAGUAGACGGAGGCGUGUCGCCCACCAGCGACUCCGGGGACGCCGGGCAGCGGUGCCAGGCAGCGCCGCAGGGCCUAGGGGGUCCCGGGAGGUGCUCCGAGGCGCGGGGCGGCUGCUGAGCGGCUGGACUGUUGAUGGCCUUCCUGGCCAGCCUCCUCGCCCUCGGGGCUGGGGUCCAGGGACUGAAUGCCCUUCUGGAAGCUCACCACCCCACCCACCCGCGUUGCUUCUGCCUGAAACUGGCCGAGGGCCCGAACCUGGACCGGAGUCGCGACUUCCCUCCGCCGGUGACGGCGCUGCCCGUAUCUGCGGCGUUUUGUCGCUCGGCUUUGGGCUCAGGACCACCGUGGGCAGAGGGGGAUGCCGGGGUGGUGGACUGCCACGAGGUUGAGGAAAGUAGGGGCCUUUUGGUUGGGGAAGAGCGUGGUGAGGAACCCACGGCCAGUGGAAGCCCAGGGGCAGUGCGGCCCGCACCGCAGAGGUCGGGGAAGCGCUUCGGGCAAGUGUUUCCUGGGCUCCCAGAAAAGGAAGGCAUCGACAGCAGGUUUCAGGCUUUUAAAGAAGCACCGGGGUGAGGAGGUAACGCUCCGCACGAGUCUGUCUCCUCCCUGGCUGCGGCCCGCUUGGUGGUGCCGGCUAGCUUGUGACCGUCCUCCUUGCUGCAGGCCAAGAACCGAGGCUCCAGCCCAGGUCAGCGAGAAGUGUCCUGGAAAGGGAAGGGGACAUUUGGGGGCCUGUAAUUCUCCCAUUCUCAAAACUAGAUCGGAAGAGGGCUGUUGGUUGAUCCUUGAAAGGAGAGCACAUUUCCUGUGAGCCUGCGAAUUUGGGGUGAACUGGGGCAAGUGAUCAGAAGAAGAGCGAAUACUCCCAGAUUCCGGCAGUCUCAGGAGCUGCUGGGCUUUCUCCACCGGCUGCAGGAUCCAGGAUCAAUUUCAGCAACCAGGUGUUUUGCAAAAGUAGCUAAUUUCUUGUUUUUCCAGAAAGGUAUGGAGGGGUAUUUUCUCCACCUUCUACUGUCCUAGUAAUCCAACCAAGGCCACGUAUCAGCCAUUUGAAAAGGCAGCGAAUGUGAUAAAUACAAAUAUUAGAUUUGUAACAUUUUUGGUAUUUACAUUUCAAAGUCUGCAAGUUGCUACCUGUAUGUAUACUGGAAGUUGGAUUACAAAAUUCUGAAUCUCCUUUCUUUUCCGUAGUUAUGAGAGGAAAAAAAAUUGUAUUAUCUUGGAGAACUAUAGGAGUUGAGUAUUACAGAAAAUACAUUGAAAUAGAUCAGCGACUUGAUUUAAAAAUUAAAAUACUGGAUCUUUUAUUAAGGCAAACCCAUAGUUCUCUAACUUUAUUUUCAAAAGGAAAAGCUGGUGACCUCAGGUCAGUUUUUUUGUUUUUCCUGACUAUUAUCUAACCAAACUUGCUGGAAUGAACUAUUCACCAAACCAAUAGUUUAUUGCAUAUUUUGAAAGCAAAUAAGCUUUUAGGAGUUACCAUGUGACUAUGUAACACAAUACUAUUAAUUCCAUUAUGAUUGCUAGUGAUGUUGCAAAAAUGGUGAAAAGUACUAUGUAGUAUGUAUUAAAGAUUCCAUUUCCAGUUUUUUACAAUAACAAAGAUGAUCAUUUAUUAUAGUACAUACAUCUGACAUACUUUCUUGUGUUACAUUAGAAAUCUGUAGUAAUAGUCAACUAUUAUUUAGAACUCUCCUUUUGCCUUUUCUGACACUUUUAUAAAAACCUGCUAUAAGUGCUUUACAAAUAUUAAUUUAUAAUCUUCACCCCUAAGCUUCAUGAUGACUCUACAAAAUAGGUACCUUUAAUAUUUGCAUUAUGCAGAGGAGGAAACUGAGGCACAGAGAGGCUAAGUAAUUUGUCUAAAGGUAUUCCUUUUUUAAGUGUCAGAGCCUGGAUUCAGUAUAGAGUUAAUAUCCUUGUAAGUCUGUUAUUGAAAUAAAAAAGAAACCGUUGUCAGGAGUAGUUGCCUCUUCUUCAAGAGAGAAAUGGAAGUGCGGUGGACAGCCUCAAGCCCUUGGAGCCCAACUGAUCCCAUCCCCUUCCCCCACCCCUUCUGAUUGUACUUUGAUCUUAGACAAGUUUCAAAAGUUUCCAGUGCUUCAGUUCCCUCUUGUAAAAUGAAGGGAGACACCUGUACUUAGCAGAGCUGUAGAGAAAAGGACCUAGAGGUAAUUCAGACAGCAGGUAAUUCAGAAAGUGGAGCUCUUAUUUUAUCAGAAAAGCUGCCUGAUAAUAUCAAAACGCAGGAUCCUAGGAAGCAUAUAAUCAAGUUCCACAAACUGCUCUUUCCCCAAGUGUCCACGUGGGUGUGAUGAUUCUGCCUGUGGGUUUGAUUCUACAUGAAGAACCCCUUCAGUGAACUAGAAUGGUCCACUGGAUUAUUCUGUAAAGCGACAUUGUACGUUCCUUUCACUUUUCUGGUUCUGACAUACAAUUUGGAAAACAUCUAAAUUAUAACUAUUUGCAAGAAACCUGUAGCUUAUCCAAUUUGACGUCCACAUUGUGUAGUGUAUGGAUGAAGUUUCUCAACCCUCCAUGAGACUUAGCAGACACCACUGUUCGCUUAUAAACAUUUGGACUCUACUUCUAUAUAUAUAUUUUAAGAUUACAAACAAAACUUUGUUAGGUCACUGUUUGGUAAAAACUUUGUCCUUGUGCCCCCAAGGACAAUAUAAAGUUCUUUCUAGGCCAAGAAUGCCUGGGGAGAGAUGGGGAGAACAGAGGAGAUGAGAGAUUUGUUGGAUCCCAGGCACGCUGCAUUAACCCCAAACUUUUGGACUUAGAUUGUGCCAAAAAUAUGCUUGCAGAAUAAGGUAACAUUAAAGACCUCUGGGACAAGCAAUACAAAAUUAAUUGACCAAGAUCACAACCAGUAAACUUCAUGCCCAAGACCCGGGAAGCCCCUGGGAAGCCCCUGGUCCCCGGGGCGCUCCUCCCCAUGCUUGCCUGGGACUCCUGAUCCAACGCCUGCACAAAACAAAGGCCGCUUCCCAGCACCGCACUGCGGGGCCUCCCCAGCUGCACCCCCAAACCCCCGUGGUGACUUCGUUUGCAGCGUGGAUGAAGCAACCAGGCAGGUGGAGAGUGGGUUCUGAAAGUUCUGGAAUGAACCGGUGUCUCUUUUUGUCGUUCCUC
Messenger RNA from Callithrix jacchus (white-tufted-ear marmoset), 3529 nucleotides. Lineage: Eukaryota; Metazoa; Chordata; Mammalia; Primates; Cebidae. The record is from RefSeq and is a predicted model, not a curated record.